Messenger RNA from Hydra vulgaris (swiftwater hydra), 3535 nucleotides. The record is from RefSeq and is a predicted model, not a curated record. Lineage: Eukaryota; Metazoa; Cnidaria; Hydrozoa; Anthoathecata; Hydridae.
AAUGGCUGAUAAUAAAAAUAAAAUUUAUAAUAAGAAACAAUGUCAUCCAACUCGAGGUAAAUAUAUGAAAUAUAAAGAGGAAGUGUUACUUGAAGCUAUAAACAGUGUUAUUAGUUCACUAAUAACACUGUUUUAUAGCUUAAAACAGUGUUAUUACUAAAAUGUCUGUUAGAGCUGCUGCUAAAUUUUUUAAAGUACCCCGAACAACUUUGCAGAGCAGGAUAAAUGGAAAAGUUGAGAUUGGUGCAAAAGCAGGAAGAAAAAGUUUAAUGCCGCUUGAUCUUGAAAAAAAGUUACUCGAUUCAUUUUUAAAAAACAUUGGACCACAACGUCCACAAGUUUUAAUUUUAGAUGGCCACGAUUCCCAUAAUUUCGUAGAGUUAAUAGAUAUGGCCAUACAAAACCGAAUUGAAAUUGUUGAAUUACCUGCUCAUACAAGCAAUUGGCUUCAACCUUGUGAUCGAACUGUAUUUAAGCCAUUCAAAGUUUCAUAUAAUAAAGCAGUCCAGGGUAUAAUGUCUAAUCACCCUGGGGUUAUAAUAAACAAGGCCAAUUUUACUUUUAACCAAAGCCUGGAAUAAAAGUAUGACAAAAGCUAACAUUGAAUCUGGCUUUAAAUCAUGUGGAAUCUUUCCAUAUAAUCCUUCAAUUAUAACAGCUGAAGCUUACUUGCUAAACUAUGUGUAUUCUGAAGACAGGUUAAUGACUAAUCUCUUUGAUCAAAUUAAAACAGUUGAUAAUACAGCAAUAGUUAAGCAGAUGAAGCAAACAACAGACAGCACAAAAGUACUUUUACCUGAUAUUGAGUUUGAACAGCAUCUAAUUACCAACCCAAGAUUUGCUGUAGCAAAUGAUCACGACUAUUUAGCUGAACUAAUAACCGUAGUAGAACAUAGGAGUGAUGAUUUAGUGGAACUAAAUAUAAAAACUAUAGAACUAAAAGCUGCAAGUAAUAAAGCUACUAGUAAGUUUCAAGACAGCUUUAGGAUUAUGUCUUACUCUGAAAUUGAACAGCCUAUUGAUCAGCAUGAAGUUGAUUUUACAGUUUCAACUCUUUUAGCUUCUGAUUUUGCAAAAACUAGAUCUUUUGCCCCAAAUUUCCCCUUUAAAAAUUCAUCUUAUCCAGGAGAUGGAGAUAAUGACAUUUUGCCAUAUUCUUAUCCAAAUUUUAGAAAGAGCAAAAAAGCUAAGAUUGCAGACAAGUUUUUUGUGCUUACUUCUAAGGAAGCAUAUGAGUCACAGUUAAAGCAGAAGCAAAAACAAGCUCAAAAUGAAAAGGAAAAAGAAAUGCGUAAAUUGAAAAGACUACAAAACUUAAAAAUAAAGGAAGCAACGGUAUUGUCAAAAGAUAAUCCUAGAAAAAAACCGUUGCUAUAAAAAUGAACCAAUAAAAGUAUAAAAAAACAAUGUGUAAUUUGAUCAUGUUGUUAUGAAUUUUUGUUCUUAGUGUUUAAAAAAGUCUUUUCAACCCAUAAAAGUAUUUAAAGCUUGUUAUUUAUAUUGGCUGUAAUUAGGUUCAUUCCGCAUACGCCUGGCUGAAAUUUGGUCAUAGUGGCUGUAUUUUGGUCAAAUUUAUAUACUUUUUGUAAUCGUUGUUUUAUCAAACAUUUUUUAUUUAUAAUAAUUGCUGUAAUUAUAUCCUAAAUGCUGAAAGAUUUAUCUUUCUAGAAAUGUAUAAUUUUCAUAUAGACCUCUUUGUUAAUGUGUCUGUAGAAACAAUUUUGUAAAGUUGCGGCUGGAAUUUGGUCACUUUACCCUAUUUAACGCCUAUAGGCGUUAAAUAAGUAUCCGUAUACUAACGCAUGCGCAAAUUUUACAUUUUGUCUACUUUUUUAACGGGCUACUUAUUUAACGCAACACCGGCCUUAAAAAAUGUAAACAAACCAAAAAGUAAAGUAUCAAAUUGUAGAUUGAACCUUGCGAAAGCGUUUUACUGUUAUUUUUAAGGAGUUAUAAAAUAUUUAAUAUAUAUUAACUAUAUUAUCAAACUUAAUUUAUUACAAUAAUAAAAAUACGCCUCCUGUAAAAAGAACUAGACGGUGUAAUUUAUAUGGUGGUAGCCCUUCUGAUCUUUCUAUUACAGAUCUAGCAACUUAUGGUGAUGUAGCAAGAUUUUUCUACAAAUUAAAAGAUUUAGAUGGUAUUAAAGACAAAAAUAUUAUUAUUCAAAGAACGCUUUGUAGUUUAAAAAAAAUAUGGUUCAAUUGCAAUUCUAAAUUAGUUUUGUUACCUUGAAAAAAGUUUGAUUGUUAAACUUUUAAGAUUUUAUAAUUAUGUUAUUUCUUGGAAUGGAAAUAAAAUUAAACCUUUGACCAAAAAAUUGUUGGAAAAAAAUAAAGAAAAACUUUUUGAUCUGCUAGCAUGUAACUGCAAGCUUGAAGUUCUUCCUUGUGGUGACAGGAAAAUCAAAUGCUCAGGUUUUUCAAAUGUGCAUCUUUACUGUAGUUGUGUUGGUAGUAAAAAAGUAAGUUAUACAAAUUUAAAGUUCCUUUGGAAGAGCGCUCCUAUAUAAAAGACCAAAGGGAGAAAAUUGGUACUAAAGGAAAGUUUCAAGUAGGAGGUAUUGAUAACUCUGUUUUAUCACCUACCUCAAGAAAAACAAAGCAAACAAAAGCAUCUGAUGAAGAAAUUUAUAUUAAAGAGUUUGACACAAUCAUGGAUUCAGAUCAGAGUGAAACUUCAAUUUCAUCAUUAAAUGAGACUAGAUCAAAGAACUAUAACACUACCCACUAUCCCAAAUUUGCUUUAGAGGUUAUUAGAUAUGGAAUAUCAUACGAAGCAGCUGCCGCUGUAGCUAAUGCUCUACUUCAAAAUAUUGGUUAUCUACAUCUAAAUGAUGUAAUUGAUCCAAGUAAAAUGAAGAGAGAGAAAGAACGAGUAUGCUUUAAUGCUAGUUUUGAGCAAUCUAAAGUUUCAAAUAUAAAGGCAAUUGGUUUCGAUAGCAAACGUAAUAAAAACUCAUUGGUUUAUGAUUUAUUCAGCGAACCAAUAGAUUUACAUUUUUAUUUCAAUUUAUUCAGCGUAUUUUUAGAUUGGAUACUGAAGUUCAAAAUAUUACAUUGCCCAUAAUUUAUAGAAACUCUUUUUGUCUCUAAACUGAAAAUUUUAUUGCUACUCUACUUUAUUCUGAAGAACAGGUUUAUAGAACAAUUGCUGUUGUUAAGAUUUUGGAAACAAGAAAAAACCUAAUUAAGGAUCCUAAAAAUGGAUUAAAAGAUGGUAUUAGGGUUAAUGUUCUAGUUAUGGAUUGUAGAUGUAAAAACUGGUCAAAAUUAAUAAAUCUGUAUGAUAUAGACUGUUUUGAGCCCCCUUGUGUGGAAGAUAUAUCAAAUGAGGAGCUUUUGAAUAUGAUACCAAAUUAGGGAAAGGCUCCCAACUUUCCGAGCCACUCGCAAACGGUUGAAAGAGCAGUGAAAAUGACUUCUGAUGCUAGCGGAAAAUUUAGUAACCUCAAGAAAAGAAAUGCUUAUAUUCUAGCUAAAUGCCAAAGUCAAAAGAAACGAAAAUAUUUUAGAACAAAGAAAGAAUAUACAUU